ACCUAUGUUAUCAUUGGGUUUUUGUAUUUAUUUCUAUUACACGUGUGUUAUGCUAGCGGAUCACCGCAAACUGCCGUUAAGCUAUAGCUACGGUUAACAACUAAUUUACUUCAUAUGGUGUUCUGCUUUUCUCACAUUAAAGGUACGUCCGGGUUUUCCUUUGGUUCUUUCGGUGCCAAGACAACAGCAUCCACGACAUUUGGGUUCAACCCGACAGCCAUCACUACCACAGCCUCCUCUGGGUUUGGCACUCUUACAGCUCCUGGUUUUGGGGCAGCCACCACCACCACUGCACCAGCCACAGGAUUCAGUUUUGGCUCCACCAACACUGGAUUUGGGGGGCUGGGAGCCGGAGGCAGUACGGCUGGCGCAUUUGGAGGCUUUGGGACGACCACGACAACUGCUGCUCCACAAGGAUCCUCUUUUAGUUUUGUCACCCCCUCCAACACAACAGGAAGCUUGUUUGGGAACACGCAGAACAAAGGCUUUGGGUUCCCAACCGGGCUUGGAGCUGGAACCGCAACCGGAACAUCAGGGUUUGGAACUGGCUUGGGGACAGCUGGGCUGGGUGGAUUCGGAGGUUUUAAUAUUCAGUCGACCCAGCAGCAGCAAGGAGGCUUGUUUGGCCAGCAGGCCCAGCAGCAGGGUCAGCCUCAGCCCACCCAGCUGUACCAGCAGGUCACAGCUCUGUCAGCCCCCACUCUUCUAGGAGAUGAGCGUGACUCCAUACUCGCUAAAUGGAACCAACUGCAGGCGUACUGGGGUACAGGGAAGGGCUACUACAGCAACAACAACCCGCCUGUGGAAUUUACCCAAGAGAACCCUUUCUGCAGGUUCAAGGCGGUGGGAUACAGCUGCAUCCCAGUGACUAAGGACGAGGACGGGUUAGUUGUCUUGAUCCUCAAUAAAAAAGAAGCCGAUGUGCGAGCUCAGCAGCAGCAGCUGGUCGAAUCCCUCCACAAGAUUCUAGGAAGCAGCCAGACUCUAGCCGUCAAUGUGGAGGGAGUGAAAUCCCUGCCGAACGACCAGACAGAAGUGAUCAUUUAUGUUGUGGAGCGAUCUCCAAAUGGCACCUCCAAGCGCAUCCCAGCGUCUACGCUCUUCAACUUUCUGGAGCAGGCGAACGUCAAGGCCCAGCUGGCGCAGAUUGGGGUCGCCAUGUCUGUGACGCGCACCGAGCUGUCCCCUGCACAGCUCAAACAGCUGCUGCAAAACGCCCCUGCAGGUGUGGAUCCCAUCAUAUGGGAACAGGCGAAGGUGGACAAUCCUGACCCAGAGAAGCUAAUCCCAGUCCCCAUGGUUGGGUUUAAAGAGCUGCUGCGCAGGCUGCAGAUCCAGGAGCAGAUGACCAAACAGCACCAGACCAGAGUGGAUAUUAUAUCCACUGACAUCAGUGAACUGCAGAAGAACCAGGCUACAACUGUGGCAAAGAUCGCUCAGUACAAGAGGAAACUGAUGGAUCUGUCUCACAGGGUGCUGCAGGUUUUGAUCAAACAGGAGAUUCAAAGGAAAAGUGGCUACGCGAUCCAAGUGGACGAGGAGCAUCUCCGAGUGCAGCUGGACACCAUUCAGUCAGAACUCAAUGCCCCCACACAGUUCAAGGGUCGGCUGAACGAAUUAAUGUCCCAAAUCCGAAUGCAGAACCACUUUGGAGCUGUGAGGUCGGAGGAGCGCUAUAGUGUGGAUGCAGACCUGCUCCGAGAAAUCAAACAACAUUUGAAGCAGCAGCAGGAAGGUUUGAGUCAUCUGAUCAGUGUCAUUAAAGACGACCUGGAAGACAUCAAACUAAUAGAGCACGGGCUGAGCGACAGUGGACACAUGAGAGGGGGCAUCCUGAGCUGAUUCCUCACACACUCAGAGCUUUUAUUUUGAAAUAUCAGCCUGCUUUGUAAUCUUCAGCUUUUCUCCUCGCAGAAAACAAUUCUUAUCCAAAACAAUCCAAUUUUUAAUUUUUGUGGCAGGUGUGUUGUGUGUUCUCCCACAACAAAACAAUGACUGUGUAAUCUGGAUUGAAAUAGACGGCUCAAUGGACUGAUCAGUGUCUAAUAAUAGCCACGUCAAUCAGAUUAUCACAUGUGACUGCCAGUGCGAUGUAAACAAAGAGGUUGAGUGUGUCGAGAUGUAAAUACAUCUUUGUAUUUUUUUUUUAACUGUUAGUAUACUAAUAAAUUUAAAUUGUAAACCUUUAA
This is a messenger RNA of Oryzias melastigma (Indian medaka), 2189 nucleotides long. It is a transcript of the gene nup54, whose product is annotated as nucleoporin 54. Gene Ontology annotation, cellular component: nuclear pore central transport channel; nuclear pore. The coding region runs from base 115 to 1842 and encodes 575 amino acids. The record is from RefSeq and is a predicted model, not a curated record. Gene Ontology annotation, molecular function: structural constituent of nuclear pore. NCBI's taxonomy places the organism in Eukaryota, Metazoa, Chordata, Actinopteri, Beloniformes, Adrianichthyidae. The transcript has 15 exons. Gene Ontology annotation, biological process: protein localization to nuclear inner membrane; nuclear pore organization; NLS-bearing protein import into nucleus.